Molecule: messenger RNA, 3067 nt
Organism: Onychostoma macrolepis
Lineage: Eukaryota; Metazoa; Chordata; Actinopteri; Cypriniformes; Cyprinidae
Gene: elmod1
Product: ELMO/CED-12 domain containing 1
Exons: 12
Coding region: 197-1204 (335 amino acids)
Molecular function (GO): GTPase activator activity
Source: RefSeq, a predicted model, not a curated record
GGCACAGCAGCGCUGCAUUGCGAUGCUCAAAAGCGCCCGCCCUCUCUCAUUCACAUGCUCAUCAUGGAGGAAUAACAGGUACCUGCUUUACAGAGAGAGGAGGACAGGCUUAUUCCUAUUCCCAGCGACAUCUUGAAACGUGGUCAGACCAUCAGCGAAUGUGAGUUAUACUGUUGUAGCAAAGCAGACAAUCGCGAUGAAGCAUUUUCUGAGGGUACUGACCCAGUUACUGGUGUUCCUGUACUGUAAGUGUUUGUGGCGGGGCCUGAAGUUUGUCAUCAGGAAGUUGACUGGACGAUGUGAGCUUCAACGCAUCUGUUACAAUAACAAACCCGGUGCUCGAAGGACGCUUAAGAUUGAAUCCUCACUCAAAUGCUCUAAACAUGAGCUUUUGCAGUCUGCCAUCAACGUUCACCCAGAUUCUGUGGAAAAGACUAUCGAUGAUAUAAUGUUCCUGAAAAAGAUCAACCCUGACACAAACCCACAGCUUGGCAUCUCUCUCCAGGCUUGCCUGCUCCAGAUUGUGGGUUACCGAAACCUAGUAGUGGAGGUGGAGAAGCUGCGUAGAGAGCCGUAUGACUGUGAAAACCCAGCACAUGAGGAGAUGCUCAUGAAGUUGUGGAAGGAACUUCGUCCUGAUUCUCCUCUCUCUGGACGCAUCUCAAAGCAAUGGUGUGAGAUUGGUUUCCAAGGAAACGACCCCAAGACUGAUUUCAGGGGCAUGGGUCUCCUGGGCUUGCACAACCUACUGUAUUUUGCAGAGCAUGACAAAGCCACCGCUCUCCAAGUUCUUCAUGACUCCCUGCAGCCCAAACACAGGAACGUUUCCAAAGAGGAAGCCAGCAAGAUGAGCAAAGCUGAGUGGGACAAGAAGACAUUUGACAAAGCAAUUGGAUACUCCUUUGCCAUAGUUGGCAUAAACAUCACAGACCUGGCAUAUUCCCUGCUGGUGAGCGGGGCUCUGAAUACUCAUCUGUACAAUGUGGCACCAGAGAUGCCAAGUCUAGUGCACUUCCAACAGACCUUCUGUUAUCUGAUGCAGGAGUUCCACAGGUUCUGGACCGAGGAAGAUCCAUGUGACAUCAUGGAGUUCAAUCGCGUGCGCACCAAGUUCCACAAGCGCGUCCUGAAGCAGCUGAAGAACCCUGACAUGGCACUGUGUCCUCACUUCACUGCCUCUGACCUUCACCUGGUCAACCUGUAGCUUCUCAUUCACCUCAACUCUCAUGACCUUUCACCUUCUCAUCCUUAAAGCCCACGUCUCAUUACUGCCAACUGCUUAGCCGGUCUCUUUCUCACACAUUCUCACACCAAUGUCUCCUUCAGCCCAUGCGACCAGACGUUACUGAAGAUCACCAGCACUGCUGAGGACCAUGAUGAUUGUACGUGCGCAUGGCAACAGUGCACCACCUUACAGCUUUCACACUGAUUGUGAUAUUUACAGCUAUCUGAAUGUGGAUGGGAGAGAGAUCUCUCCCGAUAGGACAAAGCUCCCUAUCCACCAGUAGGUAGAGCUGUUGGUACGUAUUGGGUAAGACACUGAGCUUCAGGUGCGCGAGAGUUUCGACCCACAUCCACCGCAGUAGGCUGCACUGAUACCAGGCUCACUUAGAAACAGGUGGCCAGUGUUUGUAUACGCUAUCAUACACUUUCAGAGCUGUUAUAUUAAAGAUAACCUUUGUUUAAUUACUGUAAAUCUUUUAAAGGAAUAUUCAAGAUUCAGUACAAGUUAAACUCAAUCAAUCAGCACUUUUGGUAUAUUGUUGAUUGCGACAAAAAUAUUCUUAAAAAAUAAAAAACAUCUGGCUUACAAUGACAUUUACAAUGGAAGUGAAUGGGGCCAAUUUGUAAAUAUUAAAAUAAUGUAGCCAUAAGAAAAUGUAUAAUUUUAGUGUGAAAAAAUACUAACCUUUUCUGUUAGUUAGGUAUUUACACUUUUAUAACAUUAUUGGCAUGACAACCCUAAAACAAUUGUAUAUACGAUGAUUUAAACAGAUUGACAGCUCAAAUAAUACAUACAUUUUAUCAGAAUAAUUCAUGUAAGUGCUUUUAUGAUAUUAUAAGCGUCAAUUGUCUGCUUUUAAAUACUUUAAAAUGGGCCUCAUUCAUAACCACUGUAGGUGGCUCACUGUUAGCCAGAUUUUAUUAUUAUUAUUAAAAAUUCAUUUUUGUGGUAAUCAACAUUAUCCCACAGAUGUUGUUUAACUUGCAUUGAACCCAGAACAAUCCUUAAAGUGGAAAUGAUUUCAGCUUGCUGUAUUUACAGAUGAUCAUUCAUAACCAUUUUUGUCACUCUCAUAUUCUGAAUCUCAUUCUUCUAUCACAUACGUACAGUACAGUAGAUUACAUGUUGCCAAGAAGCAGAGCUUAAAAUCAAAUAUUCACUUGCCAAAUAUGGUAGGAUAAUGUGUGUUUUGUGAAUGUUAUCAUGCAGAGCACAUGAUUGUUUUACAAAUGUAUUAGUGUUAAUGUAAACAAAAAAAUAUGGAAUGUUCCAUUUUUCUGUUCUAGCACCAAAGCAAUAAGUGACGUUUAGAACAGUUAGUAGAACAGUCUUGUUUUCUUUUGCACAAGUGGUGCCUCUAUUGUAUUCUUAAGACACUAAUUAGCAUAAUUAAUGUAUAACUCUGAAGUUUUGCCCUCAGUGUGAGUAAUUCAGGCUUUCUUUGGACUCUUUUCUUUAACUUUUACAGCUGUGUCACUUCACAAAUGCAUGUUGCUAUUUUGUUUAAGUUUGUCCAUUAACCCUUUAACACGAUGGACGGUCACAGGGUUUGCAUGAUUUCGUUUUUGCCUGCAACAAAUUGUGUUAUCAGAAUGUCACUUAAUUUCAAUGUUGUUAAUCGGUGCAAUGAAUGUCUAUGCUAUUGGCAGUGUUAAGCAGCUUCUUUUUAAUAGCUAUUGGUUGAACUGUGUUUCCACAUGAUUUUUAAAUGUGUAAAAAGUGUCAUAUUUCUCAUUGCAGCACUUUUACAGAUGAGACAGAAGCACUUGCUGUACAUAAAGCCUUAGAGGUGGAAUACAUGGAAACAUUAUUAAAGCUCAUCAUUAUGCAUGGCUGAAUGUU